CACUGUCCAGCACGCUGGGGCAGAUGGUCGCUCCCUCGAUCAGCGCGUCAGCUGUUCACUGGAGCACACAGGCGGACUUUAGCGCGGCGCACAAAGAGCCCUCGCAUAAACACAGGAGAAAACUUUUCAAAACCUGCGCUUGUUUUACUGGAUUAUUAGUUAAAAGGGCUAAUCGUAGGGCGAAUGUCUUAUUCAAGGUGCAAGACCGGAAAUUAUUCCUCUGUUCCUGGAUGCCAAGUACACUUCAAUGACUAGAGAACAUCAGCCGGCUGUACGGUCCAACCAAACAGCAGGUCUAGUAGAGAAACCCAAGUGGCCUGAAUAUGGCCGACCCGUCCCUCUACGUGACUGAUACACCUGGCCCCGUCUCAACCCUGGGAGACACGUGUGUGUGGGAGAUUAGGCAGGAGUAUGACGUCAUUCCCACGCUGGUCUGCUCCAUAUGUCUGUCAGUGGGUCUGGUCUACUGUUUCUUUGGAUAUCGCUGCUUCAAGAUGGUGAUGUUCCUGUCCGGGUUCAUGCUGGGCUCGGCCGUGGUGUGCCUCCUGUCGCUGGUCCAGAAGGACUCCGUGCCGGACACGGAGCUGGGCCUGGGGACCAAGGCGGGCAUCAGCCUGGGUGUGGGCGUGCUGUGUGGCCUGCUCACCAUGCUGGUGUCCACCCUGGGGCUCUUCCUAACCGGCCUGCAGCUGGGGGGGGUUCUCUCCGGCGCCGCCCUGCUGGCCGUCGCACAGUUCCACCCCUCCCUGUCCCCCUGGUGGGCGCCCCUCGGCGCCCUGCUGGCCACCAGCGUGCUCUGCGCCCUGCUCACGCUGCGCUGGCAGAAGCCCCUCACCGUGGGGUCCACGGCCGUGGUGGGGGCGUCCGCCGUGGCGCUGAGCGUGGACUACCUGGUGGAGGCCUUCCCGCUGGCGGUGCACCUGGGCGACGCCGUGUCGGGGGUGGCCCCGUACCCGCUGUGCUGGAUCAGCGGGGCCCUCAUGGGGAUCGCCCCCGCUCUGAGUCUGGCGGGGGUGCUGGUGCAGUGGAGGGUCACGGCUGUUGGGGUGUCCCACAGCGAGUGGGCUGAGUUUAGGAAGCAGCAGGCCAAGGCCGAGGCCCCGACCAGCGCGCUGCAGUACAGGCGGAGCCACCGGAGGGCCCCCUCUCAGCGCCGCCGCGGGCCGCCGCCCCUGAGGCGCUACGCCGGGGACGUGCUGGCGCCGAGCUACAUCAGGAGUCUGCAGGAGCGCCAGAUGGGCACGGGGUCCUCCAGCAGCAGCAGCACCGUCAGCACCGUCACGUGCACCGUGAUUGACUUGGACUUUGAGACGGGCUCCAUGGCGCCGCUGACCGCCUCCUCGCCGGGGUUCAGGCUUUAGAGAGGACUUCAAACAGUACAGCCCCCCCCUGCACACGGUCUGAUUCAAACCCCUGGUUCCUUCAAAUCUUUAUUUCCAUGGCUUUCAAUUCAUUUUUUACAUUUUAUUUAUUUCAGAAUCAGCAGAAUGACACACAUAACAGCUAAACUAAGUGUAAUUUUAAUACUUAUUUUUACUUGCACAAUACUGGUAAUAUUUCAGUGUUCGCAGUACAUGAUGUCAUGAUUUUUUACAUUUUAAAUGCGAGUAUGGAAGUAUUGAGCUAUUCAAGACAGAACAUCAUGGGAACUGUGUAACAUGAUGGGAUGAAUUACUGAGAAUUAAAAGUUACAUACAGUUUC
This is a messenger RNA of Gadus macrocephalus (Pacific cod), 1702 nucleotides long. RefSeq names its product transmembrane protein 198-like. NCBI's taxonomy places the organism in Eukaryota, Metazoa, Chordata, Actinopteri, Gadiformes, Gadidae. The transcript is spliced from 5 exons. Gene Ontology annotation, cellular component: plasma membrane. The record is from RefSeq and is a predicted model, not a curated record. Bases 324 to 1361 code for a protein of 345 amino acids.